Messenger RNA from Procambarus clarkii (red swamp crayfish), 5083 nucleotides. NCBI's taxonomy places the organism in Eukaryota, Metazoa, Arthropoda, Malacostraca, Decapoda, Cambaridae. The record is from RefSeq and is a predicted model, not a curated record.
CCUUGCCGGCCCACCAGAAUGUUGUUGAUGCCCCUUGCGUGAGGACGUGGCCCUCCCCUCGUGGCAGUGCCACAGUCUGCUUGAGCAAAGUGACUCUAGUGACAGCGCGACCUCUUACCUGUGAAAGUGACAGUGCCAUAUCUUGCCUUUGAAAGUGGCAGUGCUAUAUCUUAUCUGUGAAAGUGACAGUGCCAUAUCUUACCUGUGACAGCGCCAUAUCUUACCUGUGACAGUGCCAUAUCUUACCUGUGAAGGUGGCAGUGACAUAUAUGUAGUGACAGUCGCACCUAUAUACAAAUUAGCUCAGUAAUGACCAUUAGUGAUGACCCCUGACUAUGAUAACGGGUUUAAGGGCGAUUACCUCUUGUUUGCCUGUUGUUGCUUCCGGGGAUCAACGUCCCAGCGGCCCGGUUUCUGGCCAGGCCUCAUGGUUGGUGGUUCGGUCAACCAGGCUGUUGGACGCAGUUGCUCGCAGCCUGACGCAUAGUGAAGUAUCCCUUAGAUGCGCAUUACUUGACUGUCAUCAUGAAAUCAAGAAAUUAAUAUUCUGUGAACCAGAGAAGUGAAAAUGACGGAGGUGGUCGCUUGGGCGGACCUCACAAUGAGAGACAAAGAGAACAUCAACUCCCACAACAACGAAGUGCAUUGUUUUAAGUUUAAUUCAAAGAAACAAGUUCGCGAGAGAACACGAGUGCUUGGAGUGCACGAGCGUUCGGUCGUUCCUGAAAAUGAGUCGCGGACGAAUCCGAGUGAAAGAACCGCGCGCAGCGUUCAGACAAUUCCCUCCAACGCCCCAAGUGUCCGGACAGCUCGCGGAAGUGUCGCUGAAAUUCGCGACAACGAUGUGGGUCCAGAGGAGGACGCUGAGCUAAGCUGUGCCGCCGCCGGUCUGAAUUACUGUGAGAGAUGUGAUAGGGGUCCCGUGUGCUGUGUUUACCUGAACAACGAGCCCCAAGGCGGCGGAUGCAGCGCCCCCAGGCAUCUGGAGGCUGCUGGCGCCAGCGGAGAGGGUGGCGAUGGGGAGACUGACAGCUGCCAGCGCCGCGAGGAAAGCGACGACAGUGACGAAACAAGUGUUAUUAACUUUUAUCUCGGGCAGAGCAACAGCCAGGAAGGCACAGUAGUGGAAUACGAGUUCUUCGUUGACGAUGACGAUGAAGUUGACAAUGAUUACUGCAACCUCAGAUACUGCGGUGAAGAUGAGGAUAAUGAUGGCUACGAAGAUGAAGAUGGUGAUAAUGAUGGUGAAAACUGUGAAGACUUGAUCGAUUUCGAAUAUAAUGAACAUGACUUUGAAGACGAGGAAGAAUCUUGUGUAGACGAUGUAACGGAGGACAUGGAAGCGGGGCACUGGAGCAGGAACCUAUUGGGGCCAAUUCGCUCCCGACGGUCUAUUAGCGACAAAUUCUCUCGCUUCCAGGAGCCCCUGGAGGUCAUCCUUGAAAUGUUGGGAGAAGAAGGUGAUGACGAGUCGUCCACUGUCGUCGGGACCGAAAUCAACAAGCGUGAUGAUCCGGAUAUAAACAAUGGAGACGACCUGAUGAAUUUCUCUAGCAGUGAAGAAUACAGUCCGGACAGCAUAGAGGAGUACCGCUUAAGGAAAUAUAAAAGCAGUCCCGAAAAUCUUCAUCGUAUUUCUAGUUCAGAGGACUGGCUUUCAAUCCCGGGCUCAGUGCAAGAAACAAUGACAUUACAGGAAGGAAGAUCGUUACAAGACGCAAGAUCGUUACAGGACGUCAGGACGUUACAAGAAGCAAGAACGUUACAAGAAACACAGUCGCUACAUGAAACCAAACCAGCAAACGAAGCACAGAUGCCUCAACAAGACGCUGUCGACUGUAAGAUGACGCCAAGGCUUGAUGUUCACACCCUUCCGGUAAACAAUAUCCAGCAGUCUCCUGUCGUGACUCACAAGACCGGAGAUGUCUCGAAGCAGUCGACCGAGCCCUCGCUUCCAGGUCCCAGCGGUAAGGAGGAGGAUGGAGACAAACUACGGAGUCUCACCUCUGAAAUCGAGGCUUACCUGAGAGAGACAACGAUGCUUCUGGAGAGUACUAACAGCUACGCCUCCAAGACGGCAUCGAGAGGCACUAAGACCUCGGAACAACAACCCAAGGAAGAUCCGAACAAGAAAAUAAAUCGAUCAUUAAUUUCGAUGGAAGUUAAUGAUUCUCGAUUGAGAGAGUUGCAAAGCGUCAAGAGUCAAUCUCCCAACAUUUGUAAUGGCAUUUCAACACCUUGCAAUGUGUGGCCAAGCACCCUGGAAACUUUGUCAGCCACACCAAAUGUUAGUGAUGCUGCGUUAGACCUGGAUAACGAGCUCUCCUGCUUGAUUACAUCCGUUCAGAAACAGAAACUAGUCGAAACAGAAGCGACAAGAUCUCUUCACCCUUCACCUGAUGAUAAGAAUCCCACAUUAAGUUCACUAACAGCAAAGACCAGCAAAACUGCGACGGUGCAAUCAAAGUCUUCUCUAAUUGGUUGGGAUGAUAAGAUAAAGCCCACAGCAUCCACCCAAGCUGAGGCGAAGCACACAGAGACUAUGAACUGCCAUGAGUCUUCACAGAACAACCAUAAUCCUUCAAAGAACAGCAAUGAGACGACAAUGAACAGUCAUGCAUCUCCAAAGAACAUCCAUGCGAAUGCAAUGAGCUCUCAUAAACCUGCAGUCAGCUCCAGGGUAAGUUUCCAGAGUGUGAGUUGCAUCACGGAAGGCAUAACCACAUCUAAGGAGGUGAGUCAAGCCCCAAAAGUAAGCGAGAUGAAGAACGACAUCUCUGAAGCGUAUACUAAGGAAUUCCUGGAAAUGGAUAACAUGACUGAGAGCGGGCAUUCUUCAGUAAGGCCGACCCCUACCACGGAAGUCUUGAUCUGCAUGCAAGCGUGCAAGGGAACGACGGAGAAUGGAGUGACGAAAACAAUCUGCAAGCCCCAGGAAAUGCAGCAGAGCAGCGAUUGUCACUUCACAAGGAAAAAUGGAGUCAGAAGAGACUGGUUGGCAACAUUCAAGGACCUGGAGGAAAGCUUCGACGCCGCCAUCAAAAGCAAUCUCCCUGAUGUUAUCAAAAACGAUGUCUUGGGUGUUCGCCAGCAUGAUCACCCAGGUGUUCUCCACAUCGUCCAGUCAACUGUUAUUCAAAAUGUUCAUUCGGGUAGACUUAAGAAUAAUCACCCAAGUGUUAUGCAAAAGGAUUACUCCUGUGUUUCCCACAAUGAUAUCCCAGAUGUUGCGAAAUACGAUCAGUCUGGUGUUGACGAUAAAGACCUCACAGGUAUUGCCAAAAUCGAUCAACCUGAUGUUGCCAAAGGCAAUUCCAAAGGUGUUACUGAGGGCGAUCAAUCGAGUGUAACUAAAGACGAUUGUUUAGGUGUUUCCAAAUAUAAUCUCCCUGGCAACGAGCCUAAUAAGAGUGACACAUUUAUGAAGAAAAGUCCCCUUAGUGUUCAAUCCCUUUCCCAAACUUCCGUCAGGAAUAGUUCCUCGAGUGUUCAGUCGGAUGUUCAGAAAACGGCAUUUGCGAACACGAACAUCCUUCAUCCUGAGGUUUCCCCUUUGGGUAUCGAAGAGAAUCCAGUUCGAAGACGGACUCGAAGUCGCUGCCAAUCUCCCCCUCCGACAGUGACUUGCUUGGAACACCUCGAGAAACUUUGCAAUCGCUUAAGUCUUGAACGCGAACAGUUUACUUCUGAGAUGUUGGAAUCGGAGGAACUGUCAUCAAAAGGAAGAACCGAACAUAAAUCUAGAACUGAGGACGAAGAAAGGAAACAAACAGUUAAAGGAGAAAAAUUAUUAGAAACCUCAAGUGUAUCAAAGGUCUUUUUGCACGGCAGUGGUGACCGGAAUACGGAAACUAACCAGCGUAAAAGUCGUCCAUCGAUGGGUGUACAGCAUUUACAGAAGAACGUCGCUAGGUUUCAGAAGCAAUUAGAUAUCACGCCAAAUGCUGGAGAUCGCAGUGGUCUGUUCCUUCCCCUUAAUAGAAUAGUCUAUGAAGACAAAUCGAAAAGUAGAGAAAACGGACAUAGCCCUUGCGUAAAAGAAAACGAAGAAACAAAAUGUGCAGUCUUAGGGGAAACCAAUGAAUUAUCUAAGGCAAAUUAUAUUAACACAAAAAUAGAUGAGAUAUUUAGUUGCAUUGAAAGUGACGCUUCUUUGAGCGCUCCUACUAAUGGUACAGAGAUACUAAUACCAACCAAGGUUUACCCACAUAACAUGACAUUCGAAACAGAGUGUGAAGAAAAAAAAAAUCUUCAGGUACAGCUCAACAAUAUUCUAGGCGAUCUGGACUUGAUGUACGAGAAACACCAGGAGAAAUACACGCAAGCGUCUCCUCCGAAGCUCACCAACUUGCCUCAGCUUUGCAGCGAAAAUAUUACGCCUCCACAGCCAUCAAGGGAGAAAGGUCCGUGCGAGAACGCCGCUUUUCAAGACAUUAUCAACAUCUCUGAAGACCUCAAGCAUCUCUGUGCAUUCCACAUCGGCAGACCCGCGACGGAGGGGUCGUCUGAGCACGCCAGAGCCGAGGGUCAGACCCAAGACGACUUCCCAGGGAUCUUCAGUACCGACUGUGUGCCUCCCGGAGCUGUUGCUAAGAAGCCAUUGCAAGACAAAGCCUUUCCUGGGUCAGAGGAACACAGGGUCUGGGCCACAGAGGACCCCAAGACCUGGGUCACAACAUCGCCCCUCCUCCAUCCAGCUUCUUCUAGACAGGAGAUACGGAGCGGCAAUAUUAACCUCCUUGAAGGCCUGAGUGGGUGCAGAGGGAAGACAGAGCUUCCUACAGGAGGUAACUUGAGUGCAAUAUACCUCUUCUUGUCAAAGCUUCGUGAGGAGAACCUGAGAUGCUACCAGGUGACACUCAGGUGUUUGGUGAAGAUCAUUGCUUUGACGCAAGUGGACUUAAAUGUCAACAUUAAGGCGCCGCCGCCCACGAAAGCAGACCAUCUUGUCCAGACUGACUCUCAGGUGGGUGUGAACGUCCACUUAAGAAUACCAUUAACAUGUAAGGUGACAGUGGGGGUCCCACCCGCUGGUCAACGAACUCUUGCGUUAAUUAUAUUCUCCUCUUGGGGAUCCCGCUAG